CUAACUGGAUUGAAAGAUUUCCUCGUCACUUUGGAUCGGAAUUUGGAGUCAACAAAGGAGUGUUUUUUCACCAUUUAUCAACUGGUCAAAUCCAGUGUCGAGCAAGGCAUGGCGGACGGUUCGCUACGCGAGGCCUUGAGUGAGACAGAAGAAGAGGAAGAGCCACAACGGGCAACCGCGAGAAGCCCACAGUUGGAAACGAAAGGAGAAGAAGAAGAACCGGAACGGAAACAAUCAUCACAAUCAAUUCAGUCAGUCGAGAAGAGUAGUAAGUUUGUUCACUUUUUGUCUACUGUUGGAUCACUUAUCAAUGUAGCGAAUCUCCCAUGCAUUUGUUUUACCUUUUUAUACGGUUGCCGAAAUAUUUGUUUCUCCGAUUUCCGAGAUUAG
Messenger RNA from Echinostoma caproni, 390 nucleotides. The record is from the annotation of a GenBank genome assembly. Lineage: Eukaryota; Metazoa; Platyhelminthes; Trematoda; Plagiorchiida; Echinostomatidae.